Messenger RNA from Rosa rugosa (rugosa rose), 1354 nucleotides. Its product is annotated as probable xyloglucan endotransglucosylase/hydrolase protein 6. The transcript has 4 exons. Bases 85 to 960 code for a protein of 291 amino acids. Gene Ontology annotation, molecular function: xyloglucan:xyloglucosyl transferase activity; hydrolase activity, hydrolyzing O-glycosyl compounds. Gene Ontology annotation, biological process: cell wall biogenesis; xyloglucan metabolic process. NCBI's taxonomy places the organism in Eukaryota, Viridiplantae, Streptophyta, Magnoliopsida, Rosales, Rosaceae. Gene Ontology annotation, cellular component: apoplast; cell wall. The record is from RefSeq and is a predicted model, not a curated record.
UCUAUAUCACACAUUCAUGCAAAUUAAUCCCAUAAUAACUUGGUAUAGAGUAGUACUCUCAUUUUCUGAGACAGAAUCAUAGCCAUGUAUCCCUCUAUGAGGAGUAGUGUUACUGCUACUAUUUCCCUUUGUUUCCUUUCACUAUUUUCCCUCUCAGCCUUUGCACGACCAGCCACUUUUCUUCAGGACUUCCAAGUCACAUGGUCAGAUUCUCAUAUCAGGCAAAUCGAUGGAGGGAGGGCCAUCCAACUCGUUCUUGACCAAAACUCUGGUUGUGGCUUUUCCUCCAAACACAAGUACUUGUUUGGCCGUGUGAGCAUGAAGAUCAAGCUCAUUCCCGGUGACUCUGCCGGAACUGUCACCGCUUUCUAUAUGAACUCGGACACAGAUACAGUACGUGAUGAGCUUGAUUUUGAGUUCUUGGGGAACAGGACUGGACAGCCUUACACAGUCCAGACCAAUAUCUAUGCUCAUGGACAGGGUAACAGGGAGCAAAGGGUGAACCUCUGGUUUGACCCUGCUGCAGAUUUCCACACUUACACAAUUCUCUGGAACCAUCACCAUAUUGUCUUCUAUGUAGAUGAUGUGCCUAUCAGGCUGUACAAGAACAAUGAAGCUAAAGGAAUCCCAUACCCAAAGCUCCAACCCAUGGGGGUGUUCUCAACAUUGUGGGAAGCUGAUGAUUGGGCAACAAGAGGAGGGCUUGAGAAGAUAAACUGGAGCAAAGCCCCGUUCUUUGCUUAUUACAAGGACUUUGAUAUCGAAGGAUGCUCUGUGCCAGGACCAGCUAAUUGUGCCUCAAGCACUAAUAACUGGUGGGAAGGCACUGCUUACCAAGCACUCAAUGCCCUUGAAUAUAGAAGAUACAAGUGGGUUCGUAUGAACCACAUGAUCUACGAUUACUGCUCCGACAGAUCCCGGUACCCAAAACCCCCACCCGAGUGUGUCGCCGGCCUCUAAAUUGCGGCCAGUUACCUAUUAUCAACCUAUUCAUACUGAUUCUGGGUGAAGAGGUCCAGAAUAUUACAUGUUGUCAUACAAGGCCAAAAAUUUCCGAUGUGGGCCUCUUCUAUGAGAAGAACAUAUGCGUGAAUUAAAAAGUCGAUGCUUAAGCGACGUAAGGCGUCCUUUUACUCUAGUAAGCAAUAAGAGCCAUGCAUAGUAAAAGGGUGUAUAGGGGAAUAUGGAAAUUGUUGUUGCGUGUAUAUGUGGAUGAAGAAGGCCCAAUGAGGCAAUAAGUCUGUUUUACAAGUGAGCAAAUGUCAAUUCCUACUUGUGUCUGUAUCCAGCUCCCAUUAUUGUACCAAUAAAGCUCUCCUGCGUUAUUGUGAAAAGGAUAUACUUUUGAACUCUA